GUCAGUGACAAGAUUGGACAAGAUAUUUUGAGGUUGUGUUGCUUUGUUUUUGUCCAUGGUUUUUGUUGAUUGAGCAAAUUGAAUUUUGAAUUACGAUUUGGGGCAUGAAAAAUUAAUUAGAACUAUGAUCUUAUAACAUUUUUAACAUUGGCGAUCUAGUAUUUUUUAUAAUAUUUCUGUGCAACACUAAUCUUAAACCCCUAAGAUGACAUCCUUAUUUGAUCAGUUCGAACAGGCAUCAGUAAAGACAAAAAACGCAAAUCUCACAUCUGCUCAAUUGAGCAAUCUGGGAUAUAUCAAUGUCACAAUGGAUCAAGAGAUUCCGAUUUUUACUAAAUCUAAGAAAGAAUUUUCACCAUUAGAUAAGAUAACACAUGUAGCUAUAUCCAAUAAAUUUAUGGUAGUCGUUAUGGCCAACAAUGUUCUUUUUAGAAUGAAUUUGCAUAAUCCCAUGGAAAGAGGUGAAAUCACAUUGUCCAAAUACACUCAGAACAAAUUAGCCAACAUAUUCUUGGAUCCAACUGGUAAUCAUUUGUUAUUGACGUUUACUCCAAAAAAUGCAAAGGUUGAUAGUCCAGAACUGAUGUAUUUAUCUCGAAAAUCUGAUAAAUUGAAAUCUACUACAAAGUUUCGUGGCAGUGAAAUAACUGCAGUGGGCUGGAAUCAAACAAACGAAUCAAUUGCAACCACUGGUUUGAUAUUACUUGGAACAUCCAAAGGACUUAUAUUUGAAACAGAAAUUGUGGCUGAAGGAGAUAAGUUUUUCUCAUCAAGUUUGGAACAAUAUUGGAAACAGCUUCCAAACUAUUUACCUCUGUACCUUAAUAAGGAGAUUGAAGGUUUGGUUUUUGAUAUUGGAAAGAAUACAGACACUCCAAUUACGGCUUUGGAGUAUUUCCAAGUAUUGGGAACAGACAAAUAUGUCAUUUUUGCGGCGACUCCUUCAAGAUUAUAUUACUUUACCGGUAGGAGUGAGAACGAUGAAAAAUCAUUUUUGCAACAUAUUUUUCAUAAUGUCCCCGAGGAAAAAACAUUUUUCGCGUCAGAGAGCAAACUAAGGUACUCUAAACUUCAAUUUUGGUCAGAGAAUCUAGUGACGCCUAAUACAUUUACAUGGAUAACUGAAAAAGGAAUAUACUAUGGGGAAAUUGAUAUUGCCAAUGACAACGACAUGACUAGCUUUAGCAGCAGAAUUAAGGAACUGGAGUACCCAAAACCGCUUUAUGAAGAUUAUUCAAAAUCGCCAAAAUAUCCCCUGUCAAUUGCGUUAACGCAGUUUCACAUUUUACUGGCAUACAGCGACAGUAUUAAAGGAAUGUGUCUUUUAAAUCAAGAGGUAGUGUACGAAGACCAGUACAAUGAAGCUUUUGGGAAAUUAGUCAGUGUUUUGAAAGACAGUAGAACAGGUCAAAUAUGGGCUGUUACUGAAAAUGCUAUGUUCAGAUUUAGGGUGCAUAAAGAAGAACGAAAUAUUUGGCAAAUAUUUUGUGCAAACAAACAGUUUGAUUUGGCUAAGAAAUAUUCAAGGGGCAAUGAAGCUUGUUAUAACCAGGUAUUGAUAAAGGAAGCAGAUAUGUUAUUUGAUCAAAAACAAUAUCAUCUUAGUGCUGAACGAUAUGCUGAAACACAGUCGUCUUUUGAAGAGAUCUGCCUGAAAUUUAUGCAAGUCGAUCAACCAGAUUCUCUUAAGAUUUUUCUAAGGAACAAAUUAAGCACUUUAAAACCACAAGAUAAAACUCAAAUAACGAUGAUUGUCCUUUGGGUUGUCGAAUUAUAUCUAACAAAACUUGAAGAGAAAAGAUUACAAGGUUUAGAAAAAUCAGCUACAUACGAUGAUAUACAAAAAGAAUUUGAAACUUUCUUGGCUUUAAGAGAGGUAGCAGAUUGCAUACGAAAUAAUAAACAUACUAUAUAUGAGCUGAUGCAGAGCCAUGGGGAUAAAAGUAAUCUUAUUAAACUGACUAUUGUUAACAAAGAUUUUGAACAGCUUGUCCGCCAGCAUAUUUUCAAAAACAAUUUCCAUGACGCAUUGGAAGUUCUUAAAAGUCAAAAUAAUUUGGAGUUGUACUACCAGUUCGCUCCGAUUUUGAUGCAAGAGAUUCCUAAGCAUAUGGUUAAAACACUAAUAGAGCAAGGAAAGAAACUGGUACCAUUACGUCUAUUACCGGCAUUAGUUUCCUGCAAUGGAGAAUUGCAUGCUCUAGAAGCUAUAAGAUAUUUAGAAUUCUGCAUUACCAAAUUGAAGAACAUUGAUAAGGCAAUUCAUAAUUUCCUUGUCUCCCUGUACGCUAAACACGAUCCCCGGAAAUUAAUGGACUAUUUGAAAUCACAAGGGCAGGAGUUAGGUUUGAUAAACUACGAUGUCUACUUUGCUUUACGUCUAUGUACAGAAUGUAACCUAACAGAAGCUUGUGUUGAAUUAUCUGGACUGUUGGGUCUAUGGGAAUCAGCAGUCGAUUUAGCGCUGAAAGUAAACCUAGAUUUAGCUAAGAAAAUGGCUAACAUGUCACCUGAUAAUGAUACGGAAUUGCGAAAAAAGUUAUGGUUAAAAAUAGCCCAACACGUCGUAAAGGAAAAAGACGACAUUCAAGAAGCAAUGAAGUUCUUACAACAAUGCGAUCUUAUCAAAAUCGAGGAUAUUUUACCAUUCUUCUCCGAUUUUGUCACCAUAGAUCACUUCAAGGAUGCCAUUUGUAAUUCCCUAAAUGAAUACAAUCAAUACAUAGAAAUUUUAAAAGAAGAAAUGGCAGAAGCGACCAAAUCAGCUGAAGAAGUACGCGAAGAGAUCCAUUCUUUUAGAAACUGUUACAUGGUGAUAAAUAGCGAUGAUAAAUGUGAAAUCUGCAAUGUUACUCUUAUGGUGCGACCGUUCUACUUAUUUCCCUGCCAUCAUAAAUUUCAUUCUGAUUGUCUCUUAUCAGAGUUGGAACCUUCUUUAGGACCAACGAAAAAAGCAAGAUUAGCAGAUUUACAGCGACAGGUGAAAACGUUAAAUUCUCAGAAUAAUGUAGACAAUUUAAGUACAGGUUCUGCAGGUAUAUCAGCCAGGGAACAAGCCAAAACAGAGAUAGACAAUAUCAUAGCUUCAGAAUGUUUAUACUGUGGCGAAAAUAUGAUAAAAAAUAUUGAUAAACCCUUUAUUGAGAACUACGAUUAUGAUACUAUUGCAAAAGAGUGGGAGUAAUUAUAAUAACUUGCAUCUUGCAUAGAACAUUUUUGAUCAUAUUAUCGGAAACAUACUGUACAUUGCAGACUUUUGUAGCAAUAACUGGGCUUUAAGUAACUUUUAAAAAGUCAACAUGAAACCAAAAAAAUGUUAAGUAGAAUGAAAUAUUAUUUAUUUUUUAUUUAUAAUUAUUGUGAUUGGUAAUAAAUCUAAUUAUAGUGUGUCCAGUGAAAGUACAAUAUGAUCGAAAAAAACCGCGUCAGCGAUGGCUACGAAAUGAAGAUCGCUGUCAUUUUAUAUGUAAAAUUAUAUGAGGAAUGUCAUCGAUGUUCGUUUCCAAGCCAACUGGACGCCGUUUUUUUUUUCAUCAUACGGUAUAUAAAUUACAAAGCCAAAAAGGUAUAGACAUUAUCUAAAGUAGGUAUAUAAAGUCUGUCUAACGAGCCAGGGUAGAUUUUGACAGACUACAUCCAAAAAAUGACAGAAAAUACAAUUUACCUGCGCAUAGAAAUGACAGACAAUAACUGUCACUGUCUUUUCAUCGGGCUAAUGAAAGAAUACCAGGACCCGUAACGCCAUAUACGUGCUGUGGGAGAAUUUGUGUUGUUAGAUGCCAUUUUUUUUGGAGAAACGGAUGUGUCACUAGCGACGAUUUUAACGAUUUUAAUAGUUUGUUGUGUGUAGUGAACUUUGUAUAAACUUUAUUACAAUGGUGAUUUGUUCAGGUUUCAAGCGUAAAAGCCGCAACGAUAAGAAAGAGCCAGGAGUUACGUUUCAUAAGUAAAUAAACAGUCCACUCCAGCAUUUUAGCGUUUUUAUAUUGAAUUGGAUAAUUAUUUUUCUGAUAUACCGGGUGUGUCUCAAAAGUGGCUCACCCCUAUAACUUCUUUAUUUUUUCAGAUAAAAAAACGAGAUUGGUGUGUUAGU
Molecule: messenger RNA, 4093 nt
Organism: Sitophilus oryzae (rice weevil)
Lineage: Eukaryota; Metazoa; Arthropoda; Insecta; Coleoptera; Curculionidae
Gene: dor
Product: vacuolar protein sorting-associated protein 18 homolog
Exons: 20
Coding region: 206-3184 (992 amino acids)
Biological process (GO): lysosome organization; endosome organization; organelle fusion
Cellular component (GO): endosome; HOPS complex
Molecular function (GO): protein-macromolecule adaptor activity
Source: RefSeq, a predicted model, not a curated record